Eruca vesicaria subsp. sativa (arugula) is the source of this 1238-nucleotide messenger RNA. The record is from the annotation of a GenBank genome assembly. NCBI's taxonomy places the organism in Eukaryota, Viridiplantae, Streptophyta, Magnoliopsida, Brassicales, Brassicaceae.
AAAAAACAAAAAAAAUUGAUUUGUAAUGGAACAGACAAACGCAUCCGCUUCAUCGUUCGGUCCAGCGGGCUAGAUCUCACCAACGCCUUCUUCAAACCCAUCCACAACUCCGACCCUCCAAUCCCUUCCAACCGCUGCACCAAAAUCUCCGUCGUCGGCGUCGGUAACGUCGGCAUGGCCAUCGCUCAAACCAUCCUCACUCAAGAUCUCGCCGACGAGAUCGCACUCGUCGACGCCAAGCCUGACAAGCUUCGUGGCGAGAUGCUCGAUCUCCAGCACGCCGCUGCUUUCCUCCCCCGCACCAAAAUCACAGCUUCUGUUGACUACGACGUAACCGCAGGAUCGGAUCUCUGCAUCGUCACGGCCGGUGCUAGGCAGAAUCCGGGGGAGUCUAGGCUUAAUCUACUUCAGAGGAAUGUUGCUCUCUUUCGUCAUAUUAUUCCUCCGCUCGCGAAGUCGUCUCCUGAUUCGAUUUUACUUAUUGUCUCUAAUCCUGUUGAUGUGUUGACUUACGUUGCUUGGAAGCUCUCUGGUUUUCCGGUUAAUCGGGUGCUUGGGUCUGGUACGAAUCUUGACUCGUCUCGGUUUAGGUUCUUGAUUGCGGAUCAUCUCGACGUUAAUGCUCAGGAUGUGCAGGCAUUCAUCGUGGGAGAGCAUGGAGAUAGCUCUGUAGCAUUAUGGUCAAGCAUAAGUGUGGGAGGCAUCCCUGUACUAAGCUUCUUGGAGAAGCAACAGAUCGCUUACGAGAAACAAACCCUUGAGGACAUUCACCAGACCGUCGUUGGCAGUGCCUAUGAAGUUAUUAGACUCAAGGGCUACACUUCUUGGGCCAUUGGCUACUCUGUUGCUAACCUGGCUCGUACCAUCCUCCGAGACCAGCGUAAGAUCCACCCGGUGACGGUACUUGCUCGUGGCUUUUAUGGUGUUGACGGUGGUGAUGUAUUCCUCAGUCUCCCGGCUUUGCUUGGACGUAACGGUGUGGUGGCUGUGACUAAUGUGCAUAUGACUGAUGAAGAGGCUGAGAAGCUCCAGGAAUCGGCAAAGACUAUAUUGGAGAUGCAGAGCCAGUUGGGACUCUGAACAUCAUCUUCUCUCUAUCUAUCUGCUUCAAUAUUUAUAAUUAUUUUUGUUUUGUUUAUGAGGUAUGAUGUGUGUUAUAUCAUUAUAUGUACAUGCUUGUUUAUGCAGAAUGACUCCAACUUUUGAGUUCUUUAAAAAACAGAGGAAUGAUGUGAUGA